Messenger RNA from Gadus macrocephalus (Pacific cod), 2754 nucleotides. RefSeq names its product acid phosphatase 2, lysosomal (gene acp2). NCBI's taxonomy places the organism in Eukaryota, Metazoa, Chordata, Actinopteri, Gadiformes, Gadidae. Gene Ontology annotation, cellular component: lysosome. The record is from RefSeq and is a predicted model, not a curated record. Gene Ontology annotation, molecular function: acid phosphatase activity. Gene Ontology annotation, biological process: dephosphorylation; lysosome organization. The transcript is spliced from 13 exons. Bases 149 to 1429 code for a protein of 426 amino acids.
ACCAUACUUCCGCCUGUGUGGGUUGAAACGAAACGGCGGACCGAGCUGUGCGCCCAGAAGUGCAAACACAGGCUAACUGCUGGUCGUAACGUAAACAAAGGCAAUACUACACGGUACUACACAGCGACUGGUCGACCGCACAGCGACCAUGUUGCCCGGCGCGGUGCUGGUACUCCUGGCUCUGGGCUUCUCCGCGGUUGACCAGGCGGCUGCAGAGAGACGGCUGGUCUACGUGACAGUGCUGUUUCGCCAUGGCGACAGAUCACCCGUCAAGGCGUACCCUACGGACCCCUACCAGGAGAGCGCUUGGCCACAAGGCUUUGGCCAACUGUCGCAGGAGGGCAUGAGACAACACUAUAACCUGGGCCAGUUCCUCCGGGUGCGAUACAACGGGUUUCUGAACGAAACGUACGACCGUCGAGAGGUGCACGUACGCAGUACAGACUACGACCGCACCUUGAUGAGCGCGGAGGCCAACCUGGCAGCUCUCUACCCCCCCAGCGGUCAACAGAUCUUCAACCCGGACCUGAAGUGGCAGCCGAUACCGGUACACACUGUGCCCCAGGACCAAGAGACUCUGCUCUCCUUCCCGACGGAUAAGUGCCCACGCUACAAGCAGCUGAUGACCGAGACGGAGAAAAGCCCGGAGUUCGUCAACAUGACCACCAAGUACUCGGACUUUAUGGAAAUGGUGCAUAACAAGACGGGUCAGCUCAACACCAGCGUGGAGACGGUGUGGAGUGUCUACGACACGCUCUUCUGCGAGUCGCGCCACAACCUCACCGCUCCAGCGUGGGUGACGGAAGACGUCAUGGACAAGCUGAAGAUACUGAAGGACUUUGCAUUCCAGAUCAUGUUUGACAUCUACAAGCACCAGGAGAAGUGCAGGCUGCAGGGAGGUGUGUUGCUGGGGGAAAUAGUGAAGAACCUUUCCAAGAGGGCUGAGCUGAACUCCAACGAGCCGCUGAAGAUGAUGAUGCUCUCAGCGCAUGACACUACGGUGGUGGCGCUGCAGUCUAGCAUGAGUGUGUUCAACGGCAUCCAGCCCCCAUACGCCUCCUGUCACAUGAUCGAGCUCUACAGAGAGGACAACGGAUCCAUGUCCGUCUCCAUGUUCUACCGCAACGACAGCAGCCUGCCCGAGCCGUACCCGGUGGCCCUGCCCGGGUGUUCUCAGGACUGCCCCCUGGAGGACUACAUCAGAAUCACAGGCCCCUUCAUACCGGAUGACUUGGAGAAGGAGUGCCAGGUGCCCUCGGCGUUCAAUGACAAAGAGGUGGUGGUGGCGUUGGCCGUGUCCAGCGCCCUCCUCGUCUUCCUCCUGGUCCUGAUUACCGCGCUCCUCUGUCGGCAGAAGCAGCCAAUCACCAGCCAGGGAUACCGUCACGUGACCAACCAAGAGGGCUUGGGGGGCGAGUAUCACUCCUGACAGAGGGGCAAGCUCCUCCCCCAAAGGGGCGUGGCCGACCUGUGGGACAGCAGCGACUGCGACGACCUCUGAGAGAAUUGGACACCAAAAGUUUUUUUGAUUCUUUUUAUCCAAAAUAAAAAAGGGUUUCCGGGUCGCAGAUAAGUUGUUUCAUUGAGGUCGGAGACUUUGGACGCCAUUUUACACCUGUUAGAUCAAAAGGAAAAAACGAAGAAUUUCGAAUCAAAACUCUUCUCUCCCACGUGGACAAAACAAUAAGAACGACCUUCCCCGAGGGACCGGUGUUCCUUAUUGUAAAGGGCCUUAAAAAGUACAAACAAAAUACAGAUUCAAAGUUGAACAAGAACACACGCUUAAGUGCAAUUCCAUUUAAAUACUCAGGUUUACUGGGUACUCUACGGCCGCUGCUCAACAGCAUCACAGUUCUACAUAGGUCUUCAAACAGCGCUUCUUGGGGAUAAACCGGACCACCCAGUCUAUCCCAGGCUUAGUGAUAGCGUCCAAACAGGGUCCUUUCCAGUACAGGGUUGGUCAUGCGUUUCACAUUUCGCUGAUUGUUCCUGUAAUUAAAUUGAAGUAACUGCUUAAAUGUUUUCUCAACCUGCCAUAUUCUGCUUUAGGAUCGGCUUAAGAGCUUAUGUUUAUGAUAAUUUGCCUGUCGAGACGGUAUGUUGCGUGUGGACAUGUCGGCCUUGUGCGCGGACAUGUUACAGGCCAUUGGUAGAUGGAUCAGUUAAUUAUGCUUUCCAUUUCACACGCGUGUUCUGUCUUUUGGCACUUUGAACAGGUCUUGGAGUAUCUUUGUGCGUCCUAUUUUCCUUUCAUGGGUGCCUAUACAGUCAUGCCUUAAAAUCACUUUAAUUAUUCUGAUAAUUAAGAGAUAAUCAAACGUUUCUCAGUUCAUCCAAGUAUUAAAAGAGUUGAUUUUGUUCAAAUUGAUUUCAGUAGUUUAUUUUUCAGUGUUUUUUUUUUUUCAGAAAAGAGAAAAAAGGAAAUUUAGAUCCUAUUCACAGGUGUCAUUGUAGAAAAAACACAGGUGUCACUAAUCACACUAAAUAUGGGUCUGCUCCUUGUAGGUACAUGUAAGGAAGUAGACUAAUCGAGUGAAGAAAAUCACAUUGGAGCCGACUCCUAAUUCGUGUUAUGAGCUGUCGACAAAACUAAACUUGAAUUGCAAAUGUAUAUUUGUUUAUACCAUUUAAAUAACAAUUAGGUUUAUAUUUGGUAUCAUUGUGAUCCAAUGAUAAAUUAAUGUAGAGACGUCACUGACUGACUUUAGGGAUAUUUAAUGCGUUUGAAAUAAAGAGGCUUGAUGCACAAGUUAA